Molecule: messenger RNA, 252 nt
Organism: Debaryomyces tyrocola
Lineage: Eukaryota; Fungi; Ascomycota; Pichiomycetes; Serinales; Debaryomycetaceae
Source: the annotation of a GenBank genome assembly
AUGUACAUUACUUGUAACCAUUAUACGCAUAAAGAUUUCUCGGAUCACUGUAAGGUUAUAAAUUGGGGCUCUAUAAUUGAAUGCUUGACUUAUGCAUUUAAGGAUUAUUCGCAUGCGAGAAUUUUGCAGCAGUUUAUAUUAAGUUCAUGCGAUUAUGCGACCUUCUACUGCGCCAAUAAGAAAUAUGGUAAGGCUAAGUUUGAAAUAUUUGGAGUUUUGAUAUUACGAUCAUUGAUCUUCCAAUAUGAAUAA